Messenger RNA from Nilaparvata lugens (brown planthopper), 1971 nucleotides. Its product is annotated as O-acyltransferase like protein. Gene Ontology annotation, molecular function: acyltransferase activity, transferring groups other than amino-acyl groups. The record is from RefSeq and is a predicted model, not a curated record. NCBI's taxonomy places the organism in Eukaryota, Metazoa, Arthropoda, Insecta, Hemiptera, Delphacidae.
GAGAAAGAGAGUCUGUGGCGAAGUUAGCUUUGGUUUCUCAACUUCUUUUGGUGCAACUAUAGUUGAUAUAAGCGAAACCAGUGUCUGUGAUUAGUGAUAGGAUAUGCCUAGUAGUGAACACACCUGAGAUGGCGGGCUUAUCAGUGUCUUUCUUUAAGUGUUUUCCGUUUUUUAAGUGUAUUUUGUUUUCGGUUUUGUUUUUGUGUAGUUUCCGUUGCUCGGCUUCCGAUAAAUUAGUUUCGUCGCCAGUUUUUGCAUCGAUCAACGAAUUGGGCAGAGAUGAGUGUGACCGGGGUUCUAGAAGCCUGAGCGAUGGAGCCCUAUCACAACUGCAUUCCAUUUCGGACAUAGUUUCGUUUGGUAUGCUACCUACAAAUGCCACCAACAGCAGAUGCAGAGAAGACUCCGUCAGGCUCAUAGAAAACGCGCGUCUCUACGAUCUGCACUCUCUCAAUGUUCUAGAUUCAUGGGGCAAAUUUCCAUCCAGUGUGUUGCGAGGAAAUAUCAUCCAAUUUGGAAAUUUUGACCAGUGCAUAAGGACCAAUGAGCGUUACUGUCUUCUCACUCUCUCACUCCCUAAGCUGAAGGCAUUUGACCAUCUCAUUCACUCGCAUCAUAUCCUAGCCAGUACCAUGGAAGAUUCAGGCCACCGUGUCCCAGUAAGCUUCUCGUUGGUGCAGUGGGGUGUAUGUGUGCCCAGCUCUUGUGGGGCGACAGACAUUGAGUCAGCACUUCGCUCCAAUGUGGCUACACACGCUCAUGCAAGCGGGGUCGAAGUCAGGGUGGAAGACAAGAUGUGUCAAGCCAGGGUAGACCCUUUGCCUGCUCCCAAGUAUGGCAUGAGGAUUGCCUUAUUGGUGUUUGGCAUACUGAUAUCAUCAUGUAUAGCUGCCACGUUACUAGACAGUGAUAACUACAGAGCAAGGAGACCUAACAGUGCUCUGAUGUGUUUUUCUCUGAAGAAAAACUGGAAAAAACUGACAGACACUGAGACCAGCAAUGCAGAAGACAUCGACUGUCUGAAUGGAGUGAGAUUUAUGAGCGCUCUCGCUCUACUCUUCUCUCAUAAGCAGAUGGGUCUAAUGUUUCUGCCCUACAUCAACCGCACUGAUUUAGCUGAGAUAACUGGUAUGGCAUGGUCAACAAUUGGCAGAACAGCUAUUAUUCACACGGACGCUUUCAUAUUCAUGAGUGGUCUCCUAACUGCAAGAAGUUUUUUGAAUGAACUUAGCCGCAAAGGAAAACUGGACGUCAAAUCAAGAUUAAUCUCAAGAAUUUUCAGGCUGAGUCCCAACUUGAUGGCUGUAAUUCUGUUUGCCACAUGGAUAUUUCCGAAUAUCAACUGGGGUCCCCUCUGGCCUCAAGUUGUUACAACACACUCCCAACUCUGUCGCAAAUAUUUCUGGCGAAAUAUGCUCUACAUUCACAAUUUCUUCCCCUUUGAAAAGAUGUGUCUCACUCACACCCAUCAGUUGGGUAUGGACAUGCAGCUAUUCAUAGCAUCUCCUCUCCUUGUCUACUGUAUGUGGAGGUGGCCCAAGAGAUCGGUGCUAGGCUUACUAACGGCUGCAUCCUUAUCAACCAUGUUUAGAUACAACGCAACCAUUGAACACAAUCUCAGUCCUAUUGUGCACUAUGGAGUGUCAAUAGCCCAGUUGAUGAGGACUGCAGAUUUGUCUUAUAUCCGGCCAACACACAGAGCUACUGUUUAUAUAAUGGGAAUUUUCUUUGCCUAUUACCUGCAUUUGAGAAGGAAUCAGCCACCACUUAUUAUGUCUAAGAUGACAGUAGCAUUUGGAUGGCUGUUUGGUCUUACAUUGGGACUUGUGGUGUUGAUUGGUCCCUACAACACGGCUCUCCUGGGAUAUGUUUAUGAUCCAGUUGAAGCAGCCAUCUACUCAGCCUUCUCUCCCAUUCUAUGGUGCACAUUUAUCUCAUGGGGAGUGAUGGCUUCUCAUUAUGGUUACGGAG